UCAACGCCCGCGUAUGACUAAUGCUUGAUCAGGGAGUCUCCGAUGUGUGUGUAUACAUAUGUAUCUAUAGAUAACAUACAUGUCUAUUUGUGUUUCUGUAUAUAUAAUUAUAUAUACAUAUAGCAACACCAAAGACCAGUAUAGUACGUACUCCAUCAGAAACGCAGAGUAAUUAUCGAGAUGUUCAGAUCUUUCCUUCCAAAACUCUUAGAACUCCCACCACCUCAGAUCGACUUCGGCUUGGACUUCCGUAUUAUAGAAAGUGUCGGUGGCCGUGUGUACAAGGCAAUACAUGAUUCUGGAAGAAUUAUUGCUGUUAAAAAGAUUCAAAUUCCAGAAGAUGGUUCAAAUGAGAACCAGAUUAAGAAGCUGGAAGAUGAAGUGAGGAAUCUACAAUUGCUGUCUCAUCCAAAUAUUGUUCAAUAUUUGGGAACGAGGAGAGUGGCGGGAUCUUUGUGUAUCCUGAUGGAAUUCUGGGGCAAAUCAGACUGCUCGAAGGAACUAAGACUGUUCAACGAGACAAAAACAAGAAGAUUCACCAUUCAGUUGUUGCAGGGACUACAAUAUUUACAUGAACGUAAAAUCGUGCACGGGAAUAUUAAGGGAAGAAAUAUCCUGGUUGAUGCUUUUGGAGACAUUAAGCUUGCUGAUUUUGGUCUAUCAGCACAUUCAAACCUUUUGGGCGCUCAGUCUUCAUCUGGAUACAGACAUUCUGUUGAAAUCUUUCUUCCCCCGCCUCAUCUGGACCCAUUUGCUGAUAUAUGGUGUGUUGGGUGCAUUAUGAUUGAGCUGACCACCGGAAAGGAUCCAUGGCGAAGAGAGAGCUGGUCGAAUUAUAUUUUGCCUAAGAAGUUUUCUUUUCAUGCGAAAAACUUUUUGCAAGAGUGUCUUCAAUGGGAACAACAAGAUUCGAGGCUACCCACAUUUGUCUUGCUUCAGCAUCCAUUCUUAAAUCCUGCAUCAAUUGAGGUCCGACCUACUCAACUACUUCCGAGGGAAAGCUUAGUUGCUGAAGUGCUAUAUUGUACCUCACCUUCACCAACUUACGCAGCUGUUGGUGGAGAUCAUUCUAGAUUGAUGCUAGAUCAGAAUAGCAUUUCAGGAGAUGAGGGAGCUGCUGAACCUUCUCAUACUGCUGAACCUCCUAUAAUGCAGAGACCUAAUCAAGCCUUUGCACUUCAACAUGGUGCCGGAGCUCCUGUCAGUUUAACUCUUAGUUCCAAUGUUGGAUCAACUCCCAGUACUUGUCCUAAUAUUAAGUCCAAUACUUCCGACUCCAAAUCUAUUUCGACACUUGUUCCUAUUCUCGAUCCAAAUAGUACGUGCUUCCAAAAGGAGGCGUACGUACGUACACGUCGAUCCGGGUUCCUUAAGUUCUUGUGUUUUUAUUCUCCCUAAUAAUAGAUCUCCCCCUCCUCGUUGGAUAUUUA
Rosa rugosa (rugosa rose) is the source of this 1430-nucleotide messenger RNA. RefSeq names its product mitogen-activated protein kinase kinase kinase NPK1-like. NCBI's taxonomy places the organism in Eukaryota, Viridiplantae, Streptophyta, Magnoliopsida, Rosales, Rosaceae. Gene Ontology annotation, molecular function: ATP binding; protein kinase activity. Bases 181 to 1398 code for a protein of 405 amino acids. Gene Ontology annotation, biological process: protein phosphorylation. The transcript is spliced from 10 exons. The record is from RefSeq and is a predicted model, not a curated record.